Molecule: messenger RNA, 2592 nt
Organism: Penicillium argentinense
Lineage: Eukaryota; Fungi; Ascomycota; Eurotiomycetes; Eurotiales; Aspergillaceae
Product: putative C2H2 zinc finger domain protein
Exons: 2
Coding region: 1-2592 (863 amino acids)
Source: RefSeq, a predicted model, not a curated record
AUGCAUUACCAUCCGAAUCAUUACUGCAACCCAAACGAUACAAGCUAUGCCAGUAGGGCCGCCGACGGCGAGGACGAGGACCCAGAGCAACAUCGUCCCGACCCGUUGACGGAGUCGGUAGCAACCAUGACCCAAAGUAUCUAUGGAAGCGUCGGGUCCUACCAUGAAGCGCUCCAGAAUACAGCUGUGCGGUCGAACCGGACCACCACAAGCGAGACGAGCUUUGACCGGGCAGACCUGAACAAUUCCUCAGGCUCAAUGGACGAUCCGGUGAACGUUCCUCGUCCGCCCCCAGCUGAUCCGGUAGACUUUGUCGGGGUGGGUAGUGGGAUGACUGAAAUCACCCCAACGAUCAACUUUCAAGGUGACGAUGUCUUGACCGGCAUUAAUCACGAACCUUUCUCUGCCGGGGACAGUCUGGAGACAGGCCUGAUGGCCGCAGCGUCUGAUGUCGGCAGGAUGGCCCUGGCCGGCUUGACGACCAAUGACACCCAUCGCCCCCGGUCUGGCCAGGAACUUCUUGACGAGUCACAAAAACAGAUAAACAAUGCGUUUACUCUGUACCGCAAUGGGCAGCUCGACACACGCAAUAAAACCGCAGCUCAACAGAGCCUGACUUAUUUCCUCGGCCUCUUAAACUCUACACAACAAGUACCCCUGCCCCCUCCCAGCUCUUCAGCAUCUGGUCCUCCCCCUGCCACUACCCGAGAACAUUUCAAGUGUCUCACCUGUGGCAGUGAAUCUAGAAAUAGAGGAUCGUUCAAGAGGCAUGUCAACGACCAACAUCACCCCGAGUUCGAAUACCUUUGCACCAAGCCUGGCUGCAGGACGAAACAGCACCGCAAGGACAAGAUUCGGACUCACGUUCGAACUCACGGGGAGUGGAACAACUGGCACAAGCGUCAGCUCCUCUGCCCGUUGACCUGCAGUCUCUGUCCGAUUACCACGCCCACCUGGGACCAUUUCUACAGAUGCUUCAUCUCGCACUGCGUCGUGAAUGGCUCCGAAGGCACCAAUUCCCGACGCAGCAGUGCCGAUGCAGGUCAGGGAGGUCCUAAUGGCAACGUCACUGGCCCGCUCGCUCCGGGUGCUAAUGAACAGCCUCGCCGAUCAAGGGGACAUCUCGAUGUCCCCGAAGGACCUCGACGCCGUCAAACUCCAAGCCGUCGUGGGUUUGGAAUGUCCCGCGAAGGCUCAAAUUCCUCGAACCCCAGGUGUGUACCUCGUCCGGCCGCUUCCAGAACCGAGACGCCUGGGAAUCGACGCCACCUUCACCACCAUCAUCCGCCGGGUGGUGUGGCUUCGCGCCAUGCACGCCCGGAGCCAAGGUCCAGGAACUCACAUGGACCAGGAUGCUUCAACUGUCAUCACACCUUUUACAAUUGCCCCAUCGCAUUCUGUAACAAUCAGGGGCAGUCGACAGAUGUCUGCCACAUGUGUUUUUCUCCAGGAGCGAAUGCGACAGCCGUCGCUUCUAACCAUCCUCGUCAGUCCCAAGGAUUCGAGGAACUCAUCUCCCCACUGGAUACUUCUCACGGCAUCGACCCGGCCGUUCUUUUCGAACAGACAGCAGCUAGCUCCUUCCCCACAGGGCAGACUAUGCAGUAUUAUGCCCAGAUGGGCCAGUUCCACCCCGGACAACAAAACCACAGGAGCUUCCAUGGCAUGCCAGGAAACCAGAUGAACUUCCCUGGAAACUACCAAGGACACGGCCCAAACAACCCCUCCACCUGGGUAGUCAGGGACACUACCCAGCCCGGUCUGAGUGAAGAAGAGCUCUGCGCGCCACCUCUGGGAGGCAAGCCCACAUCGACCAUAGGCGCUCUGAUGCGUACCAUGACAUGGAAGAUGUCACCUCUCGGAUGGAUCAACAAGCCAUCUAAGAGUGUUCCUUUCACGGGGACUUAUGGUGGUAAGCUCAACACAGUCUACUAUACUGUUGUCUUCGGUGUAUUAAUCGAGUCAGGAAUCGCUGUAACUCCUUUGAAAAGCCAAUGUCUACCUCAGUCCUUCCGCUGCAACUGCGCCUGCAACACCCAAACCUCCAAAUUAGCCGCCGACUUCUCCCGCGGCCGCCGAGUCGAGAUGAGCUUCGCUCUAUCUCCUAGCGGACCCGGCCCAACCCUCCGCAACAGGGUCCAGAUUGUCGUUAAGCUCCUAAGUCUCCGUGGCGCAACAAGGAAGAAGACGGAAGCGAGACUUGCCAUCGAGAAGGGUGGCAAGCCGAUUCGAGGGCGGUCGCAGGCUGUUAAAUGCGAGGACGAGGACGAUGAAUCCUUGGAUGACGGCUCCAUCUUUUCGGACUCUACUUCUGCGACGGACAUGUCCCUGUUUGACGAUCAAGAACCCGUCCCCGCGAGACAACCGUUCGAGACGGAGUUCACGCUCGAUGUCGAUAUCCCUUCGUCACUCCGUCGUAUCUCCCUCUGGACUGGGGGGUUGAUGUCGGAUUUUGGCGAGUGGGACUCUUGUGAAGCUGAGUUCUUUGAUUCUGAAAAAUUGUUUGAGUACUUCUUCAGGUAUAUUCUGUGUUUCAUUAUGGUUUUUGGUCGGUCGGCUGAUCUUCGACUUUGUUCGCGAUUGAAUGACUGA